Messenger RNA from Uloborus diversus, 1531 nucleotides. RefSeq names its product cysteine protease ATG4B-like. The coding region runs from base 201 to 1469 and encodes 422 amino acids. Gene Ontology annotation, molecular function: protein-phosphatidylethanolamide deconjugating activity. The transcript has 14 exons. Lineage: Eukaryota; Metazoa; Arthropoda; Arachnida; Araneae; Uloboridae. The record is from RefSeq and is a predicted model, not a curated record.
CAACAAACACACACUCCGAAGUUUUAUUACCCUGUUUUGAAUAAAUACUUUAACACUGAUGUUAUAGAAAGCCUAAAUUAUAUUUUGCUUUUGUUACUUUUGUAUAAGAAAUUAUUUGAAGCGUCAUUUUAAAGUUAGAUGCGAAUGUCAUCCAGUGAUGAUCUGUUGCAUAUGAGGCUGUUCAAGAAAGUAUACAUGAUAUGGAAUUAUACAAUUUUUUUGCUGGUAUCAAUGGCAAAGCAGAUCUCCCGAAGAAUGAACUGAAAGACUUCUCAUUUACUUUAAAUGAUCUUUGGUUGUUGGGAAAGCGUUAUAACGUUGUUCAUGACAUAGAAGAUAUAAGAAAAUUGAUUCGCAGCAAAAUAUGGUUUUCAUACAGAUCAGGUUUUCCUGCCAUUGGUGGAACAGGUCCAAAAACUGACAAAAAUUGGGGAUGUAUGUUAAGAUGUGGCCAAAUGAUUAUGGCUGAAGCUCUCAUUUGCAGACACCUUGGUAGAGGUUGGAUUUGGGAACCAGGAGUUGUGGAUCCUGUGUAUGCUGCUAUUUUGAAAAUGUUUCAGGAUCGAAAGGAUUGUCCUUAUUCCAUUCAUCAAAUAGCACAGAUGGGUGCAUCAGAAGGGAAAGUGGUUGGUCAGUGGUUUGGACCUAAUACGGUAGCUCAAGUUUUGAGGAAAUUAUCAGUAUUUGAUGAGUGGAGUUCUUUGGCAGUUCAUGUUGCAUUUGAUAAUUCUGUGAUAAAAUCAGACAUUAAAACAUUAUGUAAAUAUGUUCCAGAACCCUUAACAUCGAGUCCUUUUCCGAAACAGUAUCAAACUGUUUGGUACACAGAUUGUGUGGAAGGAAAAUGCCCAAGAUAUCAAAGUAUUACGUCUGGGAGCUGUGAUUUAAAUUCUUGGCGGCCCAUGCUCCUCUUCAUUCCUCUGAGAUUAGGCUUACAAGCCCUGAAUCCCCUUUAUUGUGAAAGUUUAAAGAACACAUUUUGCAUGAAGCAAAGUCUAGGCAUCAUUGGGGGAAGGCCUCGACAUGCUGUGUGGUUUAUAGGAUAUUCAGGUGAUGAAUUGAUCUGCUUAGAUCCUCACGUGGUACAGGCAACAGUGGACCUGGAUCACAAAGCCUUCGAUGACAGCUCUUAUCAUAUUCCUUACGCUGGAAGCAAAAGAAUGCUCAUGGCAGAUAUAGAUCCUUCAUUAGCACUGUGCUUCUUCUUUGAGUCUGAAGAAGACUUUGAAGAUUGGUGUAAAUUUUCUCAACGAAUUCUAGGCACAGCAGAAAAACAGCACCUUUAUGAAAUUAUGGAUGAGAGGCCAGAGCAUUGGCCACCUCUGGAAUUGAGACCUGACAUAAAUUGUAGUAGCUGCUGUCUAGAAUACUUUUUUGUGGACGAAAAUACUGGAGAAGUGUCAGAAGAAGAUUUUGAGAAAGUGGAUGCCGUUUCCUGUACAAUGAACAAAUCAAGACCUAAUUCCUGAAUUACAGUUCUUAAAAUAAUGCGUAACAAUAUUGUGAAUAAAAUAUUUAUAUUAGCUUUUAA